Messenger RNA from Nerophis ophidion (straightnose pipefish), 7433 nucleotides. It is a transcript of the gene glt1d1, whose product is annotated as glycosyltransferase 1 domain containing 1. The transcript has 12 exons. Gene Ontology annotation, molecular function: glycosyltransferase activity. The record is from RefSeq and is a predicted model, not a curated record. NCBI's taxonomy places the organism in Eukaryota, Metazoa, Chordata, Actinopteri, Syngnathiformes, Syngnathidae. Bases 255 to 1286 code for a protein of 343 amino acids.
GUUUGCCGCAUGUGCUGAUUCCGAAGUUCGUUAAAAAAAAUUAAAAAAAAUUGGUAAAAAAGAAACACGUGUUGCACUGUUAUUUACAAACGCUACGUGUUUCCAGGGAACGAUUUAAAAGGCGGACACGUGACACUGCUUCGUUGACAAGCCUCUCUCCCCCUUGGUUACAUGAGUAGAGGUUUCGCAUGUCGCUUCUUUAUUUAAACACUCGCUCACGUCCGUUCACGUAGUCUCUGACUGUUAUUGAGAUAAUGAAAUUACUUUUCCUUGCUUGCCUGGAACCCAAAACCGGGAACCACACCACAGCUGAGCGAAUCAGGUCCCACAUUGAAUCAGCAGGACACACUUGUGAGCUCCAUCAUGCAGAGGAAUUUCAGUCAUCUUCUGACUUAGCAAACCUGCUGUCACAAAAUAUUCAAUUUGAUGGCGCGCUCGCCAUUCAUCUCUUCAAAGCCGGCAGACUUCUCCUAGACAUCCAAGUACCUUUUGGCAUUGUCUUUGGCGGAACAGACGUCAAUGAAGAUGUGAAAGUUGAGAAGAGGCGUGCAGUUAUGGAAAACGUUCUACUUAAAGCAAGGUUUGCAGUUGCAUUUACGGAGAAAAUGAAGCAAGAAGCCAUGUUAUAUUUGCAUUCCCAGAGCAGCAAAACCUAUGUCCAGCCUCAAGGUAUUGAGACAGACAUUUCAGAGGAUUUCGACUGGACUGAAUUCUUGCAGAGUGCAGGUAUACGUGGUGAGCAUGUGGAACGGCUCCAUGUUUUCCUGUUGAUCUGUGGCCUCAGAAGAGUCAAGGACCCUCUGUAUUUAGUGGAGAGUUUUUCAGAGUGGCACAGUGAGAAUCCCCAAAAUGUUCUCGUUAUAAUUGGUCCAAAGAUUGAUCCUGUCCUGACUGAUGCAGUCGAAGCUGUUGUUAGGAGAACAGCAGGGGUCUUCUUGGCCCAGGAGAGGAGGCAACCGGAGCUUCACGCUGCCAUGAAAAGGUGCUUUGCUUUGGUCAACAGUUCCAUCUCAGAGGGCAUGUCCGCAGCUAUCUUGGAGGCCAUGGAUCUGGGGCUACCUGUCUUGGCCAGGAACAUUCCGGGAAAUACUGCUAUAGUGCAAAAUGAGGUCACUGGACUGGUGUACUCUUCCCCUCAGGAGUUUGUGCAUCAGUCUCAGAGGCUGUUGUCAGAUCAUCAGCUGAGGGCGAGAGUGAUAAGGAAUGGAAAAGUAUACGUGGUGAAGCAUCACAGUGUGAAACAGGAGAGAGAAACCUACCAGAGGCUGGUGAACAUGCUGCACUAACUCCUUUUUUUACUUUCCUCAUGUCCACACAAACAAGGGUAUCUUUUUCUAUAUGUUUACAUAUCAUUAUUUUUUUUUUUGGUGUCACCUUUGUUACUAUGGUUUCUUUUGUGAUCACGCCUUCAUCGGAAGUCACCUUUUAUGCUUUUGUUCGGUCUGUUUUGGUCUGUGGUCACGGCACCACUUGUUACUUUGGCUUUACAGCUUGAAAAUCAUGUGGACAAAAACCUGUAUAUACACUAUAUUGCCAAAAGUAUUUGGCCACCCAUCUCAAUGAUCAGAAUCAGGUGUCCUAAUCACUCGGCUCGGCCACAGGUGCAUAUAACCAAGCACUCAGGCAUAGAGACUGUUUCUACAAACAUUUGUGAAAGAAUGGCCUGCUCUCAGUGAUUUCCAGCGUGGAACUGUCAUAGGAUGCCACCUGUGCAACAAAUCCAGUCGUGAAAUGUCCUCGCUCCUAAAUAUUCCAAAGUCAACUGUUGACUUCAUUAUAAGAAAAGGGAAGAGUUUGGGAACAACAGCAACUAAGCCACGAAGUGGUAGGCCACGUAAACUGACAGAGUGGGGUCAGCGGAUGCUGAAGCGCAUAGUGCAAAGACUUUUUGCAGUCAGUUGCUGCAGAGCUCCAAACUUCAUGUGACCUUCCAAUUAGCCCACGUACAGUAUGCAGAGAGCUUCAUGGAAUGGGUUUCCAUGGCCGAGCAGCUGCAUCCAAGCCAUACAUCACCAAGUCCAAUGCGUGGAAUGCAGAGGUGUAAUGCACGUCGCCACUGGACGCCUUCUCUGGAGUGAUGAAGCACACUUUUCCUUCUGGAAAUCUCAUGGACGAGUCUGGGCUUGAAGGUUGUCAGCAGAACGGUACAUUUCGGACUGCAUUGUGCCGAGUAUGAAAUUUGGUGGAGGAGGAAUUAUGGUACGGGGUUGUUUUUCAGGAGUUGGGCUUGGCCCCUUAGUUCCAGUGAAAGGAACUUUAAAUGCUCCAGGAAACAGUUUGGAGCAGGCCCCUUCCUCUUCCAACAUGACUGUGCACCAGUGCACAAAGCAAGAUUGAUAAAGACAUGGAUGACAGAGUCUGGUGUGGAUGAACUUGACUGGCCUGCACAGAGUCCUGACCUGAACACCUUUGGGAUGAAUUAGAACAGAGACUGAGAUCCAGGCCUUCUCGACCAACAUCAGUGUGUGACCUCACCAAUGCGCUUUUGGAAGAAUGGUGGAAAAUUCCUAUAAACACACUCUGCAACCUUGUGGACAGCCUUCCCAGAAGAGUUGAAGCUGUAAUAGCUGCAAAAGGUGGACCGACAUCAUAUUGAACCCUAUGGGUUUAGAAUGGGAUGGCACUUCAAGGUAAAAUGUGAGUCAAGGCAGGUGGCCAAAUAUUUUUGACAAUAUAGUGUAUUUUAAACCCAAUAAUUUGUAUUUUUAAUAAAAACAUUUUUCAUGGCUGAGUAUAGUCUAUGCAUAAACCUCAGUAUCAGUAUGACACCGGUAAAUAUAGUAUUUUUCAUACAACACACUGUCUUGUAUUUUACAAUACCAUACUGUAAACAUGUAAUAUUAUUUAUCGGUGCUUUGUUCUAAAGCAGGGGUCACCAACGCGGUGCCCGCGGGCACCAGGUAGCCCCUAAGGACCAGAUGAGUCGCUCGCUGGCCUGUUCUAAAAAUAGCUCAGAUAGCAGCACUUACCAGUGAGCUGCCUUUAUUUUUUAAAUUUUAUUUAUUUACUAGCAAGCUGGUGUUGCUUUGCUCGACAUUUUUAAUUCUAAGAGAGACAAAACUCAAAUAGAAUUUGAAAAUCCAAGAAAAUAUUUUAAAGACUUGGUCUUCACUUGUUUGAAUAAAUUAUUUUAUUUUUUUGCUUCUUAUAACUUUCAGAAAGACAAUUUUAGAGAAAAAAUGCAACCUUAAAAAUGAUUUUAGGAUUUUUAAACACAUAUACCUUUUUACCUUUUAAAUUCCUUCCUCUUCUUUCCUGACAAUUGAAAUCAAUGUUCAAGUUUUUUUUUUUGUAAAGAAUAAUCAAUACAUUUUAAUUUAAUUCUUCAUUUUAGCUUCUGUUUUUUCGACGAAGAAUAUUUGUGAAAUAUUUCUUCAACUAAUUAUGGUUAAAAUUCAAAAAAACAUAUUUUGACAAAUCUAGAAAAUCUGUAGAAUCAAAUUUAAAUCUUAUUUCAAAGUCUUUUGAAUUUCUCUUAAAAAAAAAAAUUCGAGAAAAUCUAGAAAAAAUAAUCAUUUGUCUUUGUUAGAAAUAUAGCUUGGUCCAAUUUGGUAUAUAUUCUAACAAAGUGCAGAUUGGAUUUUAACCUAUUUAAAACAUGUCAUCAAAAUUCUAAAAUUAAUCUUAUUCAGGAAAAUUUACUAAUGAUGUUCCAUAAAUUCUUUUUUAAAUUUUUUCAAACAGAUUCAAAUUAGCUAGAUUUUCUCUUCAUUUUUUGGGAAUUUUAAAGAGUCAAAAUUGAAGAUAAACUAUGUUUCAAAAUUACAUUUUCAUUGUUUUCAUGUUUUCUCUUUUAAACCGUUCAAUUAAGUGUUUUUUUCAUCAUUUAUUCUCUACAAAAAACCUUCCUUAAAAGGAAAACAAAUGUAUGACGGAAUGACAGACAGAAAUACCAAUUUUUUUUAUAUAUACAGAUUUAUUUAUUAAAGGUAUAUUGAGCAAAUUGUGUAUCAAACUGGUAGCCCUUCGCAUUAAUCAGUACCCAAGAAGUAGCUUCAAAAAGGUUGGUGACCCCUGUUCUUAAGAGAUCGCUGUAAUGCAAUGGGAACAUAAACAUGAUUUUUUUUCCUCCAGUAAUAUGUUAUGCAUUUGGAAGUGAACUAUUUAUUUCAGAUGGAAUGUAUUUAUCAGAGUUUGUUGUCCCUUGUUUCCGCUCUGUGUAUCUUAUGUUUAUUGAUGACGUGCAAGGGAAGAGGUCUGCAUGCUUUAAAAAAAAAAAAGAAUCCAGUUUAAAAGGUCACAAUGAUUCUGUCUCCCAAUGCACGCGUGCAAUACAGUGUCUGCUUAGAAACCCGUCUGUAUAGCAAAUGUAUAAAUAUGUACACAGGGUAUGUAUGUUUCAAAACAAAAUUGUCAAAAUGGAGAGUUGUGGUGAGCAGUUAACAUACACUCAUGUAGUGGUGGCCAACGUUCCCUCCAAUUACACACUGCUCACAGUAAAUCUAGGCCGCGCACAAACUCGAAUAAAAAGAUUAGCGCAUAACAGUGUGCACGUCUGCCGUCGCUCACAUGUGCGCCACUGAAUGCUCAAGGAGUUUUGGCGUUUGCUCACACAUACGAAAAAUUGGAGGGAAAAUUGAACUGGUGGCUUGCAGAGAGUGAUACUGUGUUCCUUGACGCCUAGCUGUGUGUGCCUCUUUAAGAAAAAAAACAUGUGAAAGAAAGUUAAAGUACCAAUGAUUGUCACACACACACUAGGUGUGGCGAAAUUAUUCUCUGCAUUUGACCCAUAGUCCUUAAUCACCCCCUGGGAGGUGAGGGGAGCAGUGGGCAGCAGCUGUGGCCGCGCCCGUGAGUGAUUUUUGGUGAUACAACCCCAAAUUCCAACCCUUAAGGCUGAGUGCCAAGCAGGGAGGAAAUGGGUCCCAUUUUUAUAGUCUUUGGUAUGACUCGGCCGGGGUUUGAACUCACAACCUACCGAUCUCAGGGCGGACACUAACCACUAGGCCACUGAGUAGGUAAGAAGUCGGCGGAGUGGCGUUCCUUGUUCGAUGUUAUAAUCGAUGUAAACGAAACUAAGAAAAGGGAAAAAUUCCGAAUCGUGGAAUCAUUUUGAUUGUAUUGCGACUAAAUAUUCUCUUGCUUUUUACGUUCUGCACAGCUAUUCCUUAAAAACAAAGAUUGUAUUUGCGUACUAUCAGCACGGUGAAAGAGGGGUUAGUGCGUCUGCCACACAAUACGAAAGUCCUGGGUCCGAUCUUGCGCUCGGGAUCUUUCUGUGUGGAGUUUGGAGUGAACUCUUGUUCAUUCAUUGUGGGAAUGUCAGAGAAUAAAAUAGUUAUGGUUGGAAACAACAAAUGAAGCAAUCACAUUCCUAAAUAUAAACAUCCCAAAGACACCGCAAGCUUGUAUUCUUAGUGAUCUGCCAUCAAUUUAGUCACGUGUCAUCAAAGAGUGAAACAAGCAUUUAUUUCAAUAUUCAUCAUAACAAAAGGGUGAUUAUUAAAAAAAAUGGAUAAAUGUUGGUAGUCCAACUCAUACUGACUGGUAUACACAAGCUGUGGAGAUGAUAUCAGUAGAAAAAACUGCAUUUAGUAUGGAUAAUCAUAAAUCAUGUAUUGGAAUAUUGGAUCCAUUAUUUAAAUUGGUUUUAAAUAUUAAAUGAACCAAAAAUAUUUUAUCUUCGUGGAAAAUAUUGAGAUGCGAUGCUAUUGUUCAUUUUUUAAAAUGUAUUUAUUUUUUAUAAAUAGCUGUAAUGAGAAUGUCAAUGAGGGGUUUUCUAAUCUCCGCAGUGUUGGAAUUGUUAUUAAUAUUGAUGCUGUUGUUGAUAAUAUUCCUUUUUGUUUGACUGCUUUUGGAUUGUUUUGUCUUGUUUGUGUGUUCUCUCAAUUGCUCCGUUGAUUGCUAUUCUGAAAGUUGCUGUGUCGGGUUUGGUUUUGGAAUUGGAAGUGCAUUAUUAUGGUAUUGUUUAGUAUUGUUUUGUGGGAUUGUUUCGUAAAAAGAAAGAAUGGGGAAACCUGCUGGAACAUCUGUGACAUAGUCCACAAUGAAGCCAAGUUUACAUGGACUGAGAAGGCACCGACUGUGGGAAGAGUUUACACAACUGUGCUUUUUUUUAUUUGUUCAUUGAAACUUUGUACAGUGGGGCAAAAAAGUAUUUAGUCAGCCACCGAUUGUGCAAGUUCUCCCACUUAAAACUAUGACAGAGGUCUGUAAUUUUCAUCAUAGGUACACUUCAACUGUGAGAGACAGAAUGUGAAAAAAAAAUCUAGGAAUUUUUAAUAAUUUAUUUGUAAAUUAUGGUGGAAAAUAAGUAUUUGGUCACUUCAAACAAGGAUGAUCUCUGGCUCUCACAGACCUGUAACCUCUUCUUUAAGAAGCUCUUCUGUCUUCCACUCGUUACCUGUAUUAAUGGCACUUGUUUAAACUCAUUAUUUGUAUAAAAAAAAGACACCUGUCCACAGCCUCAAACAGUCGGACGCCAAACUCCACUAUGGCCAAGACCAAAGAACUGUAGAAGGACACCAGGAAAAGAAUUGUAGACCUGCACCAGACUGGAAAGAGUGAAUCUACAAUAGGCAAGCAGCUUGGUGUGAAAAAAAUCAACUGUUGGAGCAAUUAUCGGAAAAUGGAAGACAUACAAGACCACUGAUACUCUCCCUCGAUCUGGGGCUCCACGAAAGAUCUCAUCCCGUGGGGUCAAAAUGAUCAUGAGAACGGUGAGCUAAAAUCACAGGACCACACACGGGGACCUGGUGAAUGACCUGCAGAGAGCUGGGACCAAAGUAACAAAGGUUACCAUCAGUAACACACUAUGCCGACAGGGAAUCAAAUCCUGCAGUGCCAGACGUGUCCCCCUGCUUAAGCCAGUGCAUGUCCAGGCCCGUCUGAAGUUUGCCAUUGAGCACAUGGGAGAAUGUCACGUGGUCAGAUGAAACCAAAAUAGAACUUUUUGGUAUUAACUCAACUCGUCGUGUUUGGAUGAAGAAGAAUACUGAGUUGCAUCCUAAGAACACCACACCUACUGUGAAGCAUGGGGGUGGAAACAUCAUGCUUUGGGGCUGUUUUUCUGCUAAGGGGACAGGACGAUUGAUCCGUGUUAAGGAAAGAAUGAAUGGGGCCAUGUAUCGUGAGAUUUUGAGCCGAAACCUCCUUCCAUCAGUGAGAGCUUUGAAUGGUUGACCAAAUACUUAUUUCCCACCAUAAUUUACAAAUAAAUUCUUUAAAAUUCCUACAAUGUGAAUUCCUGGAUUUUUCCCCCCACAUUCUGUCUCUCACAGUUGAAGUGUACCUAUGAUGAAAAUUACAGACCUCUGUCAUCAUUUUAAGUGGGAGAACUUGCACAAUCGGGGGCUGACUAAAUACUUUCUGGCCCCACUGUAUUUGUAUUCUUUGUAGGAUUCAAGUCGUUAUUAAACAUUUUUUUAACCCUCAGGGUACCAAAGCUGACUUUUUGGUUUUUAUAAUAAAAUGUACUAUUUUUUUGGCCAUGA